GCACUGGUCUUAAAGCUUAUUACAGACAACAAAUAGGGUCGUUGCCAUAGAAUGCCAGUACUGCAAGAAUAAAAUAUAUAUUUGGCGGUUUCUGAAUGUAUUUAAAAGUAAAAAUUCUGGGUAUAUCCGAAGGUGUCGUGUGUAAUUUGUAAUUGUGGGUUAGUUUCUAGUAAAGGACAACAAAGGAGCCACUGAUGCGAUAGUCAUUUGUAACGGGACGUUCAGCUAACGCAUGCCCGCAGCUUGCUAGCCCAAUGAUAAUUUUGUAGCGGCGUCAAGUAAGAAAUAUAAUUCGAUGUGUUGUGUCGAGUUUUCUGUGUGAAUCCGGGAUUUUGCAGUGUUCACGAAAUAAUUUCAAUUAUGAUUUUACGCGUGAAGUGAUCUUAACUGUGAACCAAGUGAAAUAGAACCAUGAACCACCGCAUUUAUCAUGUAGGACCAGAAUUGUGUAAAUAAAAUCCUAUAUCAAGUAACACUGCAUGUAGGUUACGUUCGCUCAAAUACAUUUAUUUAUUUCUUCUUUUAAAAUGUAUGCUAAGGGUAAAGCAUCAUCAGUGCCGUCCGAUGCACAAGCCAGAGAAAAGUUGGCUCUAUACGUUUACGAAUACCUGCUACACGUUGGUGCACAAAAGGCAGCACAGACGUUUUUGUCUGAGAUUCGAUGGGAAAAGAACAUAACGUUAGGAGAACCCCCAGGAUUUUUACAUUCUUGGUGGUGUGUAUUUUGGGAUUUGUAUUGUGCGGCCCCUGAAAGAAGGGACACUUGCGAACAUUCAUCGGAAGCGAAAGCUUUCCACGAUUACGGUUUUGUGAAUUCUGGAUAUGGAGUUAAUGGAAUCGCACAUAACACGGGACCUGCGCCAAGUCCUCUGGGACAAAUGCCCGCCGAUGGAAUGCCAGGUGGUCCCAUACCUCCAGGUUUUUUUCCUAACUCAACGUUGCGACCCUCACCCCCUACUCACCCGUCAAGUCAGCCGUCUCCUCACUCACAACCCCCACCCCCGCACUCCAACAUUAUGACGUCACAGCCUUACCUGACCCCACGAUAUCCUGCGGGACCACGACCCGGAGUCAGAAUGCCUCAGAUAGGAAGCGAUUUUAAUGGACCCCCUGGACAACCACUUAUGCCGAAUAACAUGGACCCGACCAGACAAGGUGAUGGCGGAGAUUUUGUAGGUUGGCAAGGCCCCCCGACAGCAAUGAAUAGAAUGAACCCUCCGCGAGGGCCUUCGAUGGGGCCCCUAGGUCCGAGCUCCUAUGGUCCUGGACUUAGGGGGCCCCCGCCCAACAGUAGUCUCGGACCUGGAGGACCUAUGCCUCCCAUGACCAUGACACCUGGAGGACGACCCCAAUGGCAACCUAAUACGUCGACACCAAUGAACUACUCAUCAUCAUCACCCGGCAACUACGUAGGUGGUCCCCCGGGAUCAGCAGGUCCAGCUGGUCCAGGAACGCCGAUAAUGCCCAGUCCGCAAGAUUCAAGUAAUUCUGGAGGGGAAAACAUGUACACGUUAAUGAAACCAGCAGUAGGAGGAAAUAUGCAAGGAGACUUCCAAAUGGGCGGAGGGCCAGAAGGGGGAGGUCCGAUGGGUCCCAUGGGUCCAAACUCGAUGGGACCUGUCAUAAACGGAGAUGGUAUGGAUGGAAUGAAGAAUUCGCCGGCUAACGGAGGUCCCGGUACGCCGAGGGAAGACAGUGGAAGUGGUAUGGGUGAUUACAACCUUGGAGGUUUCGGCGGACCGGGAGAAAAUGACCAAACGGAAUCGGCUGCUAUUUUGAAAAUAAAAGAGAGCAUGCAAGAAGAGGCCAAGAGGUUUGAGAAAGACUCGGAUCAUCCUGAGUAUUUCAUGCAAUAACUCACCUCGGCUGGCCCAAAAUAGGCUGGUGGACUAUGCCUCUUCCUUGAACCUAACCUACUAACACGGGCGGUGGUGUGUGAAAAGCAAAAAGCAAAAGCCAACUCUUCGGGCCGCGCCACUAGUCAAGUCAUCACUCUUCUAUUUGUUUCCAGAUAUUCCUGUGAUUCCACAGCAGGGACCACAGGACUCAUCGCACAUGUCAAGUUCCUUCAUCCUGAAAUAUUCACACCCUUUUGUCCACCAGCCUAGGCGGGCUGGACCAUUCAACUGCGUUCUGUUCUAAUCACGGCAACUCAGCUGUGUCAAGAGUCUCGUGCUCCAUUUUACUACAUUCAUUAUAGACCAUAAAGAGAUGUUAAAUUCUAUUUGUUUUAACAUUAAUUCUUGUAUGCCUAUUCAUUUUUCCUUCCAUGACGAUAUCUAAUUUGGUAACAGCCUUGUAACCUACUCAGCUGCCUAUAUACACAUCCUUUAAAUUAAUAUAUAUUUUCUUAAUUAACAAAGCCUGAAUUCUGAAGAUUUGUUUGGUAAUUAGAUUCAUAUACGGACGAUCCAUUUAACCUGAGAUAACAUUUUCCUGCUUAACAAAGAAAGGGUCAUUAUUGUCAAGAAUGUCGCCAUUUUCUUUCUUCUUUAGUAUUAAGAAAUUACUACUUGAAAUAUGCGGUCCUCGGGUUAAAUGGAUAACCAAGAAUAUAUUACAGAGAAUAACUAAUUUUGCUUUGGAACUUCAUAGCGAUUAUUGUACCAAAGCCAUACACCCGUAAAUGAUAUUAGAUAUUAUAAAUUAAAUGUCUGUUGUAUAUAGUAUUGUUUGACUGGCAAAUGGACUGAUUUACGGAGUGUAGGCUUAAUGUUUGUGUAUAUAUAAAAAUAUUUAUUGUGAUUUUUUCAUGUGAAUAUAAGCAAAACGCUAGUCAGAACUAUCCUUAGUAUCAAGUUGGAAGGAAACCUGAAGGCACCUAUAUGUAUAGUUAGGAAGAUGGCAGCCAAAUCAUGUGAUAAUACAUAAAAUAACGUGCAAAAACAUUACAUUACGUCGAAAGUUAAUUAUGAAUUUUGCAAAAUAAAUUACUAAUAAAGUUAAAUUUACUUUAAGGCAUUUUUUCAUGUGUCUUAAUAAUAACUGGAUUUAUACGUUUUAAUGGUGAAGUUUAUACAGUUUUUAUUUUAUGACAAAACUAUACAUAUCUAGAAACUAGUAUACCUAGACAUAAUGUUUUUCCUUAUAACCGCUACUUUUAAUAUAAAUUCAGUAAAUAAGUUCCUCAUUAAAUUUUCCAAAAAUACGCAAUUGGAUCUAGAUUUAGACAUUUUUAAUUUGACAUUAUGUCAGUCUGGAUCAGGUGGAUUGUCUGAAUAUUUCAGCCAAUUCCUCUUAGAUUUAUUAGAAUAACUGCCAGUAUAUUUUAUAUUUGUCAUAACUUAGUUUGUGUUUUAAAUCAGUGUAAUGAUUUGUUUAGCAUAACACAACAAACUAUUUACUUGACAUUAUCUGAAUUCUUUGGCUGUCACUCUCCUCAUAAAUUUUUUGAUUCGUCUGCAUUUUAUACACGCUGAUAAGAUUAUUACCGCUGUCUAUUUCUAUUAAGUUCUUAAUGUGUACAUAUUACAUCAAAUACUUAUUUCUGUUUUGUAUAGUAAAAUCAGACAUAAGUAGGUUGGUUAAUAAUUCAGUGUUUAAAUGCAAUUGUGUUUUUUAAGUCUACUAGCAUAGCAGCAGUUUGUUUUUUUUUUUGUUAAUUCAGAGUGCUUAAAUAUGAUGUGAUACGAAAAUCGAGAACAUUGAUGUUAGUAGUCAAUUGAAAACUAAGAAGGAAUGAUAUAAGCGUGAAGUUAAAAUGUGAUAUUAUUGCAAAUGUAUCACGCCGAUAUUGUUCUGUUCUGAAACAUUAUCGUAAUCAGGUUUUGAAUUGUAGCGCUGAAAAUAUAUAGCCGAAUUAUGCAAUUUCAGCAAGGCGGUACUUGUUUUCUUGGAGGUGUAAAUAUGAUUUCUUUAUUUAUUAUCCAUAAUAUUGAGCUCAUCUCGAUUGUGUGAGAAUGCUUAGUUAUACCGUAAGAGAUUAAUAUAUCAACAAUCAUAAAAUGAUUGUCACAAGCGAAUCUAUCCACUAUUGAUGCAUCUUCUACAUGUAUUAUAAAUUAUUUCAGCUUUAGCAACCAAAUUUAUUUUUGAUGCAUCAAUGAUAUUUACUAUCGCGAUGUAAGGCAAAGAAAGUACCUUUCGCAUAAAAUCAUUUUAGUAAGACUUAAUACAAAGAAAUGGAUGCGUAUGAUGAUAAUUCAGUUGAUCUUGAAGUGCGGCAUUUAAAAAUAAUAGGUCAUUUGUAUUAUCAGAAGUCAGUUAUAAAACCUAUUAAAUUGGGAUAUUAAUUACUUUUUUUUUGUCUGAAUGAGAAAAGAAAAAAAUUAAUAAUUGUACAUCAUUCAGCCAAGUACCCGCAUAGGGUCGAAAAUUUUAAAUGUAAAAGAAACUGUAACACUAUACUAAUAAACUAAUAGUUAAGGGAAGGAAAGUGUGUUCAUUAAGUUCUAAAAUAUGUUGCGAAAGGUUUUUCAAAAAUCCUUUAUAUGUGUUCUCUGCUCAUUCUUUUAUUGUAAAUGUUUAGAAACAUAAGAACAAAAAUUAUUUGUCAAGUUAUUGGACUAAUGACAUUAAAAAUAGUAAAUAUCAGAAAUUGGAUUUGUUGUGUUUUAGACAAUUCUGUACAGAUCUUAUAGUAUAAUCAAACCUUUAAAAAUUUGACAUCUCUAUAAAAAUCUGGAUUUUCAAAUAUAGUAUGGUUAAACUGUAGUCAAAACGGGGCCGUAAAAAGUGGAAAAAUUAGUAGCAGGACAAUUCAUCCUCACCCACCAAAUCCGAGUUUGCGAACUAAAUUUCCCAAUAAGACCAAUUGCUGUUUUGUCACUCGAGUCCAUUGGAUUAACCGUUAAGGUUAAAAGGUACAUUUUCAUUCAAAUAGUAAAGUUCUAGAUAACAAUUCUCAAUAUAUUUUAUUUAUUUAUUUUGAUUUAUAAUUAGAUUUGUUACUAAAACUUUACCAUUUGAUUAAAAACCUUCACUUUUUCUGGCAUUAUUCCAAAAAGGAAGCUUUGUGCGUAAGCUCAGAUUUACACGACCUCUACAGAAUUUGUCUUACUACUAUUUUUUUCAACAUUACAGUUUCACUGUACUACUAUAGUACAGCCUGUAAAGUUUUUGUUGAUAAUUUAGUUUCACAAUGUAAUUACUUAAAAUUAUAGGCAAUUAAAAAUGAAAAUACCAGUGUGAACUAUAUGAUUGUAGUUUCUACGGCAUGGUUUGACUUAUGACUUUAUUAAUUCCAUGACGAAUCCGAUUGAUUGAGAUAUACCGCAUUUUAUACAGUCUGUAUAUUUCUCUCAAUAUAAAAUCUUCCAUGCUCUUAUGUUAAGUUAGGUACUUUAUCAGUAUUAUAAUUUAGCCUUUUUCGAUUAGGAUUUUAAGAUGUCUAUACUUUUUUGUUUUGUCCAUAAAGGCUGAGAUUUUAUCUUAUCCAGUGAUUUGGCUGUACUAAUUAAUUUUUGCAAAACUUAGUUUUUUUUUAAACCCAGUGAAUCAUGUUUAUGCUCUUUAACUACUUGUAAUGCAUCACAAUAGAUCUAAAGUAGGAUUUUAAGAAUUGUAGCUGUACUUUGUCUAAUCUUUAUAUAAAUGGAUUCGUCUGGAUUGAUAAAAGCUCCAAAAUAGUUAUGUAAAUACAUGCGAUAGAAAAAUGUUAAGGGCAACGCUCUAGAAAAAACAUGUAAUUCUAAUGACAUAUACAGGUACAUUGUGUAUUCUUGAUCUAUGUAUGUACCUCUCCACCUGAGAAAGUUUAAUUUUAUUGGUAAUUAUUUUAUGAUCUUGGACCGUAACUAGGAUAAGAUGUUAAUUUAUAAAAUAUUCUCUUAAAAGUAUAUACUUAAAUUGAUUUAUUAGACUAUUAGUUAGAUUAUUUCGAAUGGGCAUGUAUGGAAGAGAAUGGUUGAUAUGUGAUAUGAAAUUAUUUGUGAAGAUGUGAAUUAUUAAUAUUAUUGUUUUCUUUUUUGUAUGGAUAAUAAAUAUUAAAAGUUUA
Anthonomus grandis grandis is the source of this 5935-nucleotide messenger RNA. It is a transcript of the gene Ssdp, whose product is annotated as single-stranded DNA-binding protein 3. Bases 528 to 1856 code for a protein of 442 amino acids. Gene Ontology annotation, molecular function: single-stranded DNA binding; protein binding. The record is from RefSeq and is a predicted model, not a curated record. Gene Ontology annotation, cellular component: nucleus. Gene Ontology annotation, biological process: positive regulation of transcription by RNA polymerase II. Lineage: Eukaryota; Metazoa; Arthropoda; Insecta; Coleoptera; Curculionidae. The transcript has 12 exons.